Molecule: messenger RNA, 1709 nt
Organism: Cryptomeria japonica (Japanese cedar)
Lineage: Eukaryota; Viridiplantae; Streptophyta; Pinopsida; Cupressales; Cupressaceae
Product: protein DJ-1 homolog A
Exons: 8
Coding region: 127-1497 (456 amino acids)
Biological process (GO): guanine deglycation, glyoxal removal; protein deglycation, glyoxal removal
Cellular component (GO): cytosol; nucleus
Molecular function (GO): protein deglycase activity
Source: RefSeq, a predicted model, not a curated record
AAUUAAUAGGUGGCCGACAAAUAAUACGCCACGUCACCGGAACAAGAUAAUUUUUAUGCUACAUAGGACAACAAAUAAACUGCUGAGGUUAGGCAAGCGUACGUGUUAUGCGGAGUUUAUUUGUAAAUGGCUUGCAAUGCGAAUAUGAUGCAUAUGCUUGGGGUCUGUCGAACUGCGCGGCUAACUUCAUCUAUCGCUUUGCCUUUAGGAGCUGAUAAAAUUGGAAGAGGAUUUUAUACAUCACUAUCUAGCAGGGUUAAAUUUACAAGGAAAAUUUGCGCUUCGUUGGCACAAGCUAAACCCUCGGCCUCUGGAAUGGCAUCAACACAGAAAAAGGUUCUAGUUCCAAUUGGUUUUGGCACAGAGGAAAUGGAGGCUGUCAUUUUGAUUGAUGUUCUAAGAAGAGCGGGCUCUGAUGUGACUGUGGCAUCUGUGGAAACAGACCUGCAGAUUGAGGCUUCAAGGAGAGUAAAGCUUGUUGCAGAUAGGCCUAUAUCUGCUUGCACAGAAGAAAUGUUUGAUCUCAUUGUUUUACCAGGAGGGAUGCCAGGUUCUUCGAGACUUAGAGACUCUGAGAUUUUAGAAAACAUUACUAAAAGGCAGGCAGCAGAUGGUCGGCUUUAUGGUGCGAUAUGUGCAGCACCAGCUGUUGCCCUUGAGACGUGGGGUCUAUUGAAGGGAUUGCGGGCAACUUGUCACCCAUCAUUCAUCGACAAACUAUCUUCAUCACUAACAGUUGGAUCAAGGGUUCAGAAAGAUGGAAUAGUAACUACAAGUCGUGGUCCAGGCACAGCAAUUGAGUUUGCUCUGUCAUUUAUUGAACAACUAUAUGGAAAGGAAAAAGCUGAGGAAGUUGCAAAGCCUAUGGUCAUGUGCACUAGAGAUGGCAGUGAAGUGGUCAAACAUGAAUACAAUCCAGUGGAGUGGUCAUUUGCGAAAACUCCUGUUGUUCUUGUGCCAAUUGCUAAUGGAUCGGAGGAGAUGGAAGCUGUUAUAAUUAUUGAUGUUUUAAGGAGAGCCAACAUACAUGUGGUGGUAGCUUCAGUUGAAGAGACAUUAGAAAUAGUGGCCUCCAGAAAGGUGAAAAUUGUUGCAGAUAAGCUUAUUGAAGAAGCUGCAACAUCAGCAUAUGACUUGAUUGUUCUUCCUGGUGGAAUGCCAGGAGCUGAAAGGUUGAGCAAUACACAAUCCCUUACAAAACUUCUUAGAGAGCAAGCAGAGUCUAAGAAGGCAUAUGGAGCAAUUUGUGCAUCUCCAGCUGUAGUAUUAGAGGCACAUGGUUUACUGAAGGAAAAGAAGGCUACUGCACAUCCAGCAUUCUCUCAAAAGCUAGCAGAUCAGAGUGCAGCAGACACACGAGUGGUGAUUGACGGGAAUUUGAUUACAAGCAGAGGGCCUGGAACUGCCAUGGAAUUUGCAUUGGCUAUUGUGGAAAAGAUUUUUGGACAGGAAAAAGCCAUUAGCAUAGCCGAGGCAAUGGUCUUCCCAUAUCCGUAGGAUUUGGACAAUAUGUCUCGUUUACUUAAUUGCAAUGCUUGAUGCACAGUUUUUGCAUUGUGUUUCAUAGCAUAUCAUUAGUAGUACACAAUUAUGCAUCUCUCUUCAUGUGUGAGGAGCCUUUAAAAUUGUGAAAAUGGUAUGCAUUCAACGAUAAUCAAUGUUUGGAUGUAAUAUCUUAGUUUCUCGUUAAUAUCAGAAUUCUAUUUAUA